Messenger RNA from Miniopterus natalensis, 954 nucleotides. Lineage: Eukaryota; Metazoa; Chordata; Mammalia; Chiroptera; Miniopteridae. The record is from RefSeq and is a predicted model, not a curated record.
AUGACCACCUUAAACAACACUGGUGUUAGCCACACAGUCUUCCGCUUGCUGGGCAUCCCUGGCCUUGAGGACCAACACAUGUGGAUUUCCAUCCCCUUCUUUAUCUCCUACAUCAUUGCCCUGCUUGGGAACAACCUGCUCAUCUUCAUUAUCCUCAUCAAGCGCAGCCUCCAUGAACCCAUGUACCUCUUCCUCUGCAUGCUGGCUGGAGCAGACGUUGUCCUCUCCACGUGCACAGUACCUCAGACUUGGGCCAUUUUCUGGUUCCAUGCUGGGGAGAUCUCCCUGGACCGCUGCAUUGCUCAGGUAUUCUUCCUCACUUCCACUUUCAUGUCUGAGUCAGGGAUCUUGCUAGUGAUGGCAUUUGACCACUACAUGGCCAAAUGCUACCCAGUGAAAUACACCACUAUCCUUACACAUGCACUGAUGGGGGAAAUUGGUGUGACUAUCUUUCUGAGAAGUUAUGGCACAGUUUUUCCUGUAAUAUUUCUUCUGAAAAGACUGAUUUUCUGCGGAAGUAACAUCCUCCUAAACACUGCUUGUAAGCACAUUGUCUUGGCCAAGUAUUCCUGUAAUGACAUACGAGUAAACAUCUGGUAUGGGUUUUUUGUCCUAAUGUCAACAGCGGUCUUAGAUGUUGUGCUAAUUUUUGUUUCAUAUAUGCUUAUUCUCCACGCUGUCUUCCACAUCCCAUCCCGAGAUGCUCGCCACAAAGCUCUCAACACGUGCGGUGCCCAUGUCUGUGUCAUCAUCCUCUUUUAUGGGCCUGGGAUCUUCUCAGUUCUCACUCAGCGCUUUGGACGCCACAUCCCACUCCAUGUUCAUGUUCUGCUGGCCAAUGUCUACAUUCUCAUUCCACCUAUGUUAAAUCCCAUCAUUUAUGGCCUUAAGACCAAGCAGAUUAGAGACCAGGUGGUUUGUUGUUUCCAAAACAGAAAUGACUUUAAUCAUUGA